AUGACGGACAUAUCCAAGCAAGCUCCUCAUACUGACGGAGCGGGCAAGGUAUGUCGCACACAUAGCAGCGUUGCAGAUAGCCGCAAUACAUGGUUUCGGCUAACAACGCUCCACCCAUGUGUCACAGUGGGCAUCGAAAGAUGGACAAUUUCGUCGGCAAACAUCCACCUUCAGGGAUGCCAUCUCUUCCGAUCCAGGCUCGUCUUUUCCUCCCGAAGUGGGACGCUAUCACCUCAUCGUCGCGCUAGCUUGCCCAUGGGCCCAUCGUGCACUCAUCGUGCGCGCACUCAAGGGCAUCGAUCAAGUAAAAGAUCUACUGCCCGUCCACACUGUCGAUUCAUUCUUGGGCCCCGAAGGGUGGACCUUUGAACCUUAUGGGGACGAUGUGACUGGAGGCGUCAAGACUGCUAAAGGAACGGGCAACAGGAUCCCAGGCCACGAGAGCAAGAAGCGGAUCAGGGACUUUUACAAGGCUGCGGAUCCCGAGUAUGCGGCUAGGUGCACGGUUCCCGUCAUUUGGGAUAACAAGAAGGGGACCAUUGUCAACAAUGAGUCUUCCGAAGUCAUCCGGUUUUUGAAUCACGCUUUUGAUCAAUUUCUGCCAGAGGACAAGAAGACACUCGACUUCUACCCCGAAAAGCUCAGAUCCGAGAUUGACUCUCUCAACGAAUGGGUGUACGAUACGGUCAACAACGGCGUCUACAAGAGGUGAGACGAGUGAAUCGCGUCUUGUGAGACUCGCAUGUCCACAUAGCUAACAUUGCGCUUGCCACCCUCGUCUCCAGCGGGUUCGCAACCACCCAGCAGGCGUACGAGUCUAACGUUGUGCCACUCUUCAAGUCUCUAGACAGGCUCGAAAAGCAUCUGCAAGAAGUUCACAAUUCUGGCGCACAGUUCCUCAUCGGAAGUCAGCUGACAGAGGCUGACAUUCGACUGUUCACGUGAGUUCACUGAGUGAUCUUCCUCCUUAUCGAAGUGGAUAAUAGUAUCGACGUUGAUGCGCGGAGUCCGCUCGUUUGCUCGGCCAGGACGAUUGUCCGCUUUGAUCCGGUCUACGUGCAGCACUUCAAGUGCAACCUUGGCACGAUCCGCGCUGAUUACCCAAACCUGCACAAGUGGCUGCGAAACUUGUACUGGAAGGUGGACUCCAAGGCAUUCAAAGAUACGACAGACUUUGAAAGUAUCAAGAAGCAUUACACUCAGAGUCAUGCCAACAUCGUGAGUGUCCUCGUCGAAGUUGCAACUCCCAAGAAAUUAUUGACCAACCUCGUGACGUAUGUUUCACUCCCACCAUAGAACCCCACUCGAAUCGUGCCAUUGGGCCCCGUCCCGGACAUUAAGCCUCUUGAUGCUUGA
Messenger RNA from Ceraceosorus bombacis, 1356 nucleotides. Lineage: Eukaryota; Fungi; Basidiomycota; Exobasidiomycetes; Ceraceosorales; Ceraceosoraceae. The record is from the annotation of a GenBank genome assembly.